Messenger RNA from Empidonax traillii (willow flycatcher), 2754 nucleotides. RefSeq names its product myosin light chain kinase 3 (gene MYLK3). NCBI's taxonomy places the organism in Eukaryota, Metazoa, Chordata, Aves, Passeriformes, Tyrannidae. The transcript has 13 exons. Gene Ontology annotation, molecular function: protein serine/threonine kinase activity; ATP binding. The coding region runs from base 49 to 2253 and encodes 734 amino acids. The record is from RefSeq and is a predicted model, not a curated record. Gene Ontology annotation, cellular component: cytoplasm; nucleus. Gene Ontology annotation, biological process: protein phosphorylation; positive regulation of apoptotic process; intracellular signal transduction.
GUAAAAGGCUGUAGGCUACCUGGGUGACCACCAGACAAGCCCAGCAGAAUGGGAACUUUGUAUCAAGAAUCUUCCCUGCACAGAUCCCUUCGUUUGAGCAUGGGAGGAUUUUGUGUUUCUGAUUACAUAAAGAGAUUCACGGCCAAAGAUAAGCCCGAGGAGAGUGGUGCAAAACCUAAGCAUGUGCUUAGUAACAGAGGAACCCAGACUGAAAGCAAGAAGCCUCUGGAAGAGGCAAAAAGUGGGAAAAAGCUGGAUGAAAACAAGGGAGCAUGUGAGAAGGUGAACACUUCUGGUGCUGUAGCCCCCAAAGCUGACUCCAAAGCCCAAGUUAAGGAGAAGACAGCACAGCAGCAACUGGUAGAAGGUGCUGGCAAAACACACAGCAACAAAAGCUCUCAACCACAAAAGGACAUUGGUGUCAAGGCUUUGAAUCAACACAACGGUCUUCCCUUGAUACAUGAAGAUCGUGUGGGCAACCAAAACGUUCCUGCUAAAGCACAGAAUCUGGACAGAGCCCCACAGCCUGAUGAGUGCCACAGGCAGCUUGUUCAUCAGAAACUCGGGAAGAAUGAAAACAAACCUCCCCCAGUGAGUGUGGCAUCCCGGGAAGCUGCACCCUCCACAUCCCAGGCUGUAUCUGCCACAGGCUGUGAGGUGACACAUACCAGGUUAUCCAUCAGUGUACAUAUGACUGGCACGAAAGAAAAGAUUGACAUGGUCAAGGAAGGAAAUGCCAGUGAUCAGAAAGGUACAAGUCCCAAAGUAAAACCCCCAUCCUCCACACCAGCAGACUUGAAAGGAGUCAAACAGCUGCCUGACAAAUUAAAGCUUCAACAGAGUCCUAAAAACAUCAGCACUGAACCAAAUCCAGAAGUUAAAGGGGACAAUAAGCAAAAUGAACUUACACCUCAAACAGGAAAACAACAGCCUUUACUGAGCAAGCCCAAGCCAGGUAAAAAGGCUGAAGAGAAAUCAGAACUAAAAGGCGAGCCCAAAACCUCACAGAAUAACUCUGCAAAGGAACCUGCAAAAGGUGUGGGGGUAGAAGUGAAAAUCCAUCAGGAAACAGCAAAAGCAGACAAAUCCCCAAAAGAUUCCAACUCUGAGAGGAGAGAAUCUGAGUCUGCAUCUUCAGGAGGAAGUGCAAAUGAUGUUGGUCAGGGCCCAGGAGUGGCACCAGAGAAGAGAAAGGCGCUGGACAGUGACAGAGCUCUUCCCACGCAGGGUGAAGUGAUCAUUGACGACAGUCCUUCUCCUCCAGCCCCUUUCGAACACCGCAUCGUGAGUGUCAAGCAGACGGAGGUGACAACCUGCUACUCGGUGUGUCGUCACGAGGUACUGGGGGGGGGGCGUUUUGGGCAAGUCCACAAGUGCACGGAGAUAUCGACUGGUCUCAACCUGGCAGCCAAAAUCAUCAAAGUGAAAGGAGCCAAGGAGAAGGAGGAAGUAAAAAAUGAAAUCAACAUCAUGAACCAGUUGAAUCACGUGAAUCUGAUCCAGCUUUACGAUGCUUUUGAAGCCAAAAAUAGUGUCACUCUGAUCAUGGAAUAUCUUGAUGGUGGUGAAUUAUUUGACCGGAUCACAGAUGAAAACUAUCACCUGACUGAGCUGGAUGCCAUCCUGUUCACCAAACAGAUCUGUGAAGGAGUGCACUACUUGCACCAGCAUUAUAUUCUGCAUUUAGACCUGAAGCCUGAAAACAUACUAUGUGUAAAUCACACAGGAAACCAGAUUAAAAUUAUUGACUUUGGAUUAGCAAGGAGGUACAAACCCUGUGAGAAACUGAAGGUUAAUUUUGGGACUCCAGAGUUCUUGGCUCCUGAAGUGGUGAACUAUGACUUUGUUUCCUUCCCAACGGACAUGUGGAGUGUGGGGGUCAUCACGUACAUGUUGCUUAGUGGCCUGUCCCCAUUCCUGGGAGAAACUGAUGCAGAGACAAUGAAUUAUGUACUCAAUUGCAGCUGGGAUUUCGAUGCAGAAGCAUUUGAACAGCUCUCAGAGGAAGCGAAAGACUUUAUUUCCAGGCUGCUCGUGAAGGAGAAAAGCUGCAGGAUGAGCGCGACUCAGUGUCUGAAACACGAGUGGCUGAACAACCUCCCUGCCAAGGCCAAGAAGUCCAAGCUGCGCCUGAAGUCCCAGUUGUUGCUGCAGAGUUAUAUGGCUCAGAGGAAAUGGAAGAAACAUUUUUAUGUGGUGGCUGCUGCUAACAGGCUGAAGAGAUUUCAGAGUAUGUCUGCCAAGCUUGCAUAAGGUUGUGUGAAGCAUCCCCCACUCUUGGAGAUGGACACAAAGCCAUGAAAGAAGGACACUCGAUAUCUUCAAUAAUUUCUACCCCCGUUUUAUAAUGUGAGGUUCUGGGACUGUCCUCCUCAGUUAUUGUGUGUGUUAGUGCUAAGGUGCCAGAAGUGCCUCAAGGAAGAGGCACUGAAAUGAUUUCUGAAAGCAGAAGCUACUUUGUUUGUUUUUUUCAAGUUUUGAGUUGUUUUAAGUAGUGGUGGAAAAACGUGGCUGUUACUGGGGCUGACUUCUUGCUGAAGGCUUUGAUUCUGCAGAGUGGUGUUGGUGUGUGGUGUGUUUACACCACAAAAUCCUUGGUCAGUUUUCUCUCACACCAAGAAUGCAAUCUGGAGACUUUCUUACAGAGUGAUGUAUGUUAUUUUUAAAGGAUUGCUACAACAGUGGCACAACUUCUCCAUCAGCUGUUUGUUACUUAGAACAAAAGAUAACCGAUACACUUUUCUUUGCAUUUCU